AUGAAGGUGAAAAUUAGUACAAAUUAUGAAGCCGAUGGUAAGACUUAUCGAAACUAUGAUCAAAAAGCGGAGGACCCAAUUCAGUUGAGAGUCAAGAAUCAUUAUUUCACUCAACAUCAGAAGCAAACUGUUGAAUUUGUGAAAAAAAUGGUGAGUUUUUUCAGAUUUUUUUGUAGAAAUGAAAUUUGGGGAAUGUUCGGACUUUCAAUAAAAAUUCGAUACUAAAUAAUUUUCAAAAGUAACUCGAUUCACAGAAUUUUUGGAAAAAUUCAAUAUUUCAGCACAAAAAAUGGCUGUCAUUCUCGCACGCCAAAAUGCCGAUUCUCGAUUGUCUCGAUAUGCUCGCCAACUUUUUGGAUGAAUCUGAUCCGGACGUCGAUGAGGCGAAUCUAAUGCACGCAUAUCAAACAGCCGAAAGACUUCGAGUCGCAUUUCCAGACAAACCGUGGAUGCAUUUAGCCGGAUUGGUACACGAUUUGGGAAAAAUUAUGAGUGUUUGGGGAGAAGAACAAUGGGCUGUGACUGGGGAUACAUUUCCAGUUGGAUGUGCGCCAGCAAAAGAUAUUGUUUAUGGAAAAGAAAGUUUUGAAGGAAACCCGGAUUUGGAACAUGAUGUUUAUAGGUUGGUUGUGAUUGUGCUUUAGAUAUUACUGUAGAUUGGUUAUUUUUCUUCUAGCACUGAAAAUGGAAUGUACAACGAAAAAUGUGGAAUUGAGAAUCUUCUAAUGGCUUGGAGUCACGAUGAAUACAUUUAUCAAGUUCUGAUAAAUCACAAGACAACUUUACCAGAUGAGGCUUUGUAUGCAAUCCGUUUUCACUCAUUUUAUCCAUAUCAUUCUCAUAAUAAUUAUACACAAUUUGAAAGUGAACGAGAUAUUGAAAUGAAACCAGCAAUUAUGAUGUUGAAGUAAGUCAUCUAUAUUUUUCAAAACAAAAAACAUACUUUGUUACAGUAAUUGUGAUCUUUACUCGAAGAACGAUGAAACACCAGAUAUUCAAAAAUUGAAACCAUAUUAUCAAUCAUUAAUCGACAAAUAUAUACCAGGAAUUGUAUCGUGGUGA
Caenorhabditis angaria is the source of this 1062-nucleotide messenger RNA. NCBI's taxonomy places the organism in Eukaryota, Metazoa, Nematoda, Chromadorea, Rhabditida, Rhabditidae. The record is from the annotation of a GenBank genome assembly.